Orbilia oligospora ATCC 24927 is the source of this 1680-nucleotide messenger RNA. RefSeq lists its product as uncharacterized. The coding region runs from base 1 to 1680 and encodes 559 amino acids. The transcript is spliced from 3 exons. NCBI's taxonomy places the organism in Eukaryota, Fungi, Ascomycota, Orbiliomycetes, Orbiliales, Orbiliaceae. The record is from RefSeq and is a predicted model, not a curated record.
AUGUACUCCCCAUUUGAGAUGGACGACUCCGCAUACUCCGACUGCACUUCUUCCUCCAACAGUGUAUACGACAGGACUUCUUCCAAUAGCCCAUUCGACGCUAACGCCACCCUACGAGGUCUCCCAAACAAAUCAUAUUUCGAGUCGGGCCAACAAAUAAACGAAGAAGCUCACUGGCAAACCCAGGCCCCACGGAACUCCCACGAAAGGUUGAGUAAGUCUUCCAUUCUCAGCCUUCAGGGAAGUGGGCCCUCGUAUGGUGGCCCUAGCCAGCUCUGGUCGGCUGGUUGCUAUCAAACUCGGACUGAUGCAAACCCAUCUAUCCCAAGCCAACCAACGGUCCAGUCUUACGAUGUUGCCUUUUGGCCGGUGUCGCAAGAUGGGAUAAUUGUUCGCGGUGUGGACCCAGAACCAUUGAUCACCGACUUCCCUGCGAGUGAGGAUCUUGAUACGCAAAGUGUAUAUCUUCACCCAAAAUUCUCCUAUCCACAACCGGUAUCCGAUUGUGAUGGUAGUAGCCUUACCGCUUCCCUGUCGAGAAGGCUCUCGGACGCAUCGACCUCCAUCUCAGCGGACCUUAUCCCCUACGAUAACAUUUUGUCCUCGCAAGAAAACAAUAAUGCUUCAACUCUCUCCUUCAAUGACCAAUUCGGUGGCCGUGGGGCCUCAGCUCAUUCCUGUGCCUCAACUACCAACCCAUCCCCUCUCCCAUCCCCUCGAAAUAUGUCCGAUCUUGUUCGGGUGCCGAGUAGGGGAAAGGCAUCACCAUCUCCAAGACAAAAUUCUCGACUCACGCCGUAUUCCAUGGAAGGCCGGAACAAAAGAUGGUCUACGGGCAUGAACCUCCCGGGUAGCAGUCCGUUUGGUGGAUACGGAAACCUUGUAACCUCGAUAGCCUCGACACUUGAGCUAGCAAAUGGACCUAACAUGUCAGAAGCGGGAAUCUUGCAUACCCUGAAUGAGUGCUCACCAGGUCAUUGUGAAUCCGAUGCAUUUCUUUACCCACAAUACAAUCACGCCGUGUUCCAUGCCAACCGUGUACCGCCAACCUUCUUACCGGCUCGGCCGCUUCUAGAGUCACAGGUUGACCACCCUUUCCCUACCGGACAACAGGCAUACCUACGCAUGCUCCAGUCAAACAAUGAUCCACACUAUCACUAUGGCGACAUGUGCAGCCCCCCAGAUCUCUACGCCGCUUUAUCUGAGGAACAGUUGGACCCGCCAGAGGAAGACAUGAAUCCCGAAGACCCCGACAUGAAGCCGCAUGAACAGGAGCUUCGAUUCGAGGGUGAUUUGUAUACCCCAAAGUGGGUUCGUAAUCAUGGGAAUAAAAGGGAAGGGUGGUGCGGCAUUUGCAAGCCUGGAAGGUGGCUCGUCUUGAAGAAUUCUGCCUUCUGGUAUGACAAGUCUUUUACCCAUGGCAUCAGUGCCGCUACCGGCCAGGCGUUCAUGGAGCCACAGGAUGUCCGUCGCGUGGAUGGUAAUCCAGAUGUAUGGGAAGGCCUUUGCCAUUCUUGUCACGAAUGGAUAAGUCUCGUAAGCAAUAAGAAGAAGGGAACGACCUGGUUUAGACACGCUUACAAAUGCCAUGUCCACCAAGCUCCUAAGAUCAAGGGUACUCCAAAGCGCCGAAUAAGAGACUCCCGCCCCGGAACUGCUAGAUCUUCGGAUAGCACCUAA